CUUCUAACGAUAACAAUAGUUGACAUCUAAUCUUCAAAUCAGUCCAAACUCACCAUCAUGAGAACUCUGAUUGUUUUGGCCGUCGUUAUUGUAGCAGUUUCUGCUGAGAUGUGCCGAGACACAUCCAGUUGCUCCACCUCCACCACUUCCUGUGCUUCCGGCUCUGAGCUCCACUGUGUUAACCACCAAUGUACCUGUACCACAGCUGGCACUGGCGACGGAGGAUGCGUCAUGGCUGACGACUGCCAUGGAAGAUGUGACCACGGUGGACGUCACCAUUGCAUUGAUGGCAGAUGUAGAUGCACUCAUUUUUAAAUAAAUAAAUUUAUAUUUUUC
Messenger RNA from Saccostrea cuccullata (small rock oyster), 336 nucleotides. RefSeq names its product serine protease inhibitor Cvsi-2-like. Bases 58 to 315 code for a protein of 85 amino acids. The transcript is spliced from 3 exons. The record is from RefSeq and is a predicted model, not a curated record. Lineage: Eukaryota; Metazoa; Mollusca; Bivalvia; Ostreida; Ostreidae.